UUCGACGUUGAUCCGAGAUCUGCGUUUUUGCCACCCGAUGAGCCACUUAAAAGGCUAGACGGUGAAUAUUCUAUUUGGGAACUAGCGUUAGAUGCUGCAUUACAACUGCCUCUACAAUUAGAUGGUUCUAAUAACGAGGUUUCUGAGCAGUGGCGUGAUGCAAUACGUUCAAUGCUCAACGUUAAACCGCCUACUAUCAAUUCGAAUGGUAUCAGAGUCGUCAGAAGAGCCUACACUGUCUUGUCAUAUAUUGCACACUUUUACGUACAUUCAAGUAGAUCAUCAGAGGAUAAAACUACAAUACCAUCAUCUAUAGCUGUACCGUGGAAUCAUACAGCUACUGCUUUAGGUUUACCUCCAAUCCUUACCUAUGCUUCAACUGUUCUUUGGAAUUGGGAAUACAUUGAUCCAUCGAAGGGUCUUGUAGAAGGCAACUUAAGGGCUCCUUUGACUUUCACUAGAAGCCGGGAUGAGGAGCACUUCUUUUUAACUUCGGCUUAUAUUGAAGCUGCAGGUAGAUUAUGCUUGGAAAGAAUGUCACAAUGUCUAGAUGAAGCAUUUAUGGCAGAUAUGUCACCAGAUGUGUCCUAUCGGAGCAUGUCCAAACAACUUACUGAUAUAAGCAAUCAGAUAAACAUACUAACAAGGAUUCUCAUUGACGUUCGGAAAGAAUGUCGCCCAGAGGUCUUCUAUGGAAAGAUAAGACGUUGGUUUAAUGGUCCUAAUGGUCAAUCUAGUUGGCACUACGAAGGUGUUGAUCCACCAGGCGUUUAUAGAGACUACGGUGGUCCCUCAGCAGGUCAAUCCUCUUUGAUACACUCACUUGAUGCUUUCCUAGGUGUCAAUCACGCACCUGUAGAUGAUGACGCUAAUUAUGAUGACACUUUCAUGCGUAGAAUGCAAUUUUAUAUGCCAGAGUACCAUCGUAACUUCCUCGAUCAUUUGUUGAACGUUGAACCAAGCUGUCGAGAUGUAGUGAAAGCAUCAGAAAAUGAUGAAUUGAAAGAAUCGUACAACAAAGCUAUAGAAUCAAUGAAAGUAUUUAGAAGCGAACAUAUAAAGAUAGCGACACUUUAUAUUGUUACUCAAUCACGUAAGGAUACGUCACCAAUCGAUGACAGCGCAUCUGAGCCUAAGGGUACUGGCGGAACAUCAUUGGUAAAAUUCCUGAAAACCUGCCGCGAUAGAACAUAUUCAACACUUUUGUAA
Molecule: messenger RNA, 1209 nt
Organism: Wallemia mellicola CBS 633.66
Lineage: Eukaryota; Fungi; Basidiomycota; Wallemiomycetes; Wallemiales; Wallemiaceae
Product: Indoleamine 2,3-dioxygenase
Exons: 2
Biological process (GO): 'de novo' NAD+ biosynthetic process from L-tryptophan
Cellular component (GO): cytoplasm
Molecular function (GO): indoleamine 2,3-dioxygenase activity; heme binding; metal ion binding
Source: RefSeq, a predicted model, not a curated record